AUGCGUCUCCCAGACUUUCUUUCAAAAUGGGGUAUUCUCUUCCGAAGAUUGUCGGGACGAUAUAGACGUCAACUAUUGCCUCCCGAAUUUGGUCCAUCUUCAAACACAGAAACGUUGGGGGAGAUCUUAGAAGACUGCGGGACAAGUGAAGAUAACGGUGGAUCAUUCCAAAAAUUAUUCCAUGAAGUGCCAAAAUACGUUGAUUUUCGCGUUUUUCUUGAAUUGCAUAAGGAAAUGAUGGAAACCGAUGGACAGAAACAGUAUAUUCGUGAUAUGGGUUUGCUUGAAUCCGCUUUACAUAGACUACAGUGGAUGUUUUAUUAUUCAGAAGCUCAAUCGAUUCCAUCAUUGUUUAAAAUGGCUGCCGCCCUUGGAGAAGCUGGCCAUCUUGCAAUUUCGAUGUUUUUAGCUAUAAACGGUUACGAUCUGGAUGCGGAUGAUGAAUCUACCGAGAAAAUUACGAUAGAUGUUGCAACAGGUGAUGUUAACAUAGAUAUUUUGGAAUCUUGGAUUUCUAGUAAUGUGAAAAAGAUAGAGUAG
Messenger RNA from Diversispora eburnea, 540 nucleotides. The record is from the annotation of a GenBank genome assembly. NCBI's taxonomy places the organism in Eukaryota, Fungi, Glomeromycota, Glomeromycetes, Diversisporales, Diversisporaceae.